AGCAGAAAAACCCAAGCCUCACCAUCAACAACAACACAAACAUCAGAAAAGCUCAAAACCUUCACCUCUCCUCCAACACAAAAACCCCUGCACACUUCCUGUUCACCAUGAGCGCUGCUCCAGCUGGUGGUAAGCUUUUCGUCGGCAAUCUCGCCUGGACGACCGAUUCCGGAUCCCUGAAAUCUGCAUUCGGCCAGUUUGGUGACGUUAUCGAUGCAAUCGUCAUGCAAGAUCGUGAAACCGGCCGUAGCCGUGGUUUUGGCUUUAUCACGUUCAAAGAAGAGGCCGAUGCUCCUGGAGCUAUCGAAGCCCUGAAUGGUCAGGAGCUUGACGGACGAGAAAUUCGGGUCAACUAUGCCAACUCCCAAACCGGUGGUGGUGGUGGCGGUGGCCAACGACAAGGUGGUGGUGGUGGAUAUCGCGGAGGUUAUGGACAAUCAGGAGGCGGUGGUGGUGGUGGAUACAACUCCAGUUACGGCGGAGGAGGCUACGGUGGUGACCAAGGAGGCUAUGGCGGUAAUAGCACUCACCAGUCUUACGGUGGUGGCGGUGGUGGCUACGGCAAUGGUGGCCAAGGCCAAGGGAACUGGAGAGGCGACCAGCAAAACAGCUACAAUGCUCCCAGCGGUGGCGGUGGCGCUUGGUAGACCGCAGAAUUGCCUGACACCUUAAGGCAAGAUCGUGAUCGGAUCCGAUUCCCGUUACCAUGUAGUGCGACCAUAAAAUAGCUCAAUCUAUUUCUUCUACGUGUAGCCUCAUGUUCGUUAGCUCAAAAAAUACGCAGGUCCUGUGACGGGCUCAAGCCCUCUUUCCAUUCUUCUCGUCUCGUCUCUUCACUUUUAAAAAUGUUUCAAUCAUGAGCUUUUUUGUCGCCAGUUUCAUUUGGUAAUCCAAACUGCUAUGAUCUGCUCCCACUCGUCUCAAUAUCCUUGGCGUCCUGAUCAGGCGGGAUACAUGUGUCGCACUGUCUGCUCACAAGCUGUUGCACACAAAUCACCAACCAUUGGUAGCACCAUGAAAUGCUAACGCACAG
Messenger RNA from Puccinia graminis f. sp. tritici CRL 75-36-700-3, 1033 nucleotides. RefSeq lists its product as uncharacterized. NCBI's taxonomy places the organism in Eukaryota, Fungi, Basidiomycota, Pucciniomycetes, Pucciniales, Pucciniaceae. Gene Ontology annotation, molecular function: RNA binding. The coding region runs from base 108 to 647 and encodes 179 amino acids. The record is from RefSeq and is a predicted model, not a curated record. The transcript is spliced from 8 exons.